Daphnia carinata is the source of this 1208-nucleotide messenger RNA. RefSeq names its product retinol dehydrogenase 13-like. The transcript is spliced from 6 exons. Lineage: Eukaryota; Metazoa; Arthropoda; Branchiopoda; Diplostraca; Daphniidae. Bases 139 to 1143 code for a protein of 334 amino acids. The record is from RefSeq and is a predicted model, not a curated record.
UGCAGUAGGCAGCCUAUCUCACUAGCGAUAACCCAAGAGUUAAAUAUCCAGCUUAAAGGGCGGCGAUAGCUGGUCGUUUCCGUACAGUCACUAAAGUCGUUGAGUUCAUGACACGUCUCGUACAUCAACGUUAAAAACAUGUUAACCUUUCUGUGCUCACUGCCCAUUUUAUGGCAAAUCGGAUUGCUCAUUUCGCUUCUACUUGGUGGCUUUAAAGCCUACCUCUGGUACACGUUGGGUGUUUGUACCAGCACAAAGAAAAUGUCGGGCAAAACGGUCAUCAUCACUGGAGCCAAUACGGGUAUCGGCAAAGAGACUGCCAUUGAUCUUGCAAAACGAGGAGCACGAGUCAUUCUCGCAUGUCGAGAUCCAAAAAAAGCAGCGAUCGCCAAAGAUGAUAUUAUUCAGGAAACCGGUAACAAAAAUGUAGUCGUCCGCCACCUUGACUUGGCAUCCCUCAAGUCUGUCCGCAAGUUUGCAGCUGAAAUUCUUAAGAGUGAACCUCGUCUGGACAUCCUCAUCAACAACGCCGGCUGCGCUACAAUUGAGAAGAAACUAACUGAAGAUGGAUUAGAGUACCAAAUGCAAAGCAAUCACUUUGGUCACUUCUUGCUAACCAAUCUACUGUUAGGAUUGAUCAUCAAAACCGGGACUGCUCGUAUUAUCAACGUUAGCUCUGAAGCCCAUAGGAUGCCCAAUCGCUUGAAUUUGGACGAUCUGACCUUUGAUCGUGACCCAGCUGACAGCAAAAUUCUCAGAAUUUAUGGUGUCACGAAGCUUUGCAACAUUCUGUUUAGCAAAGAACUGGCAAGAAAGCUCGAACCUUGUGGUAAGAAUAUAACUGUCAAUUCUCUUCAUCCGGGAGUCGUACAUACCGAAUUCGGUCGGUUCCUUCCUUAUGAGGUUUUCAAGAAAAUAAUGACAGCCAUUUCCCCCCUCUUCUCGAAGUCGGCUAAAGAAGGAGCGCAGACCACAAUUUACUUGGCUGUGGCUGACGAAGUCGCCAACGUUUCAGGAAAAUAUUUCUGCGAUUGCAAGAUCGCUAAAACCAGCAAAUUGGCAAAGGAUGCGGGACUAGCCAAAAAAUUGUGGGAAGUCAGUGAAACGCUUGUUAAAUUGAAGCCAGAAGAGCGACACUACUAAUGAUGGGGAAUUAGGCCAAAUAAUUUUCUGAAAUUAAUAGCCAAUAAUACAUCAACUGAAACAAA